Messenger RNA from Sebastes umbrosus (honeycomb rockfish), 1024 nucleotides. RefSeq names its product FKBP prolyl isomerase 3 (gene fkbp3). The record is from RefSeq and is a predicted model, not a curated record. Lineage: Eukaryota; Metazoa; Chordata; Actinopteri; Perciformes; Sebastidae. The transcript has 7 exons. Bases 57 to 719 code for a protein of 220 amino acids. Gene Ontology annotation, molecular function: peptidyl-prolyl cis-trans isomerase activity.
AUUGAAAGUGUUAAGAAGCGCCGCGAGGGUCAAAUCUAAUCAGUUCGCCUCUCAAAAUGGCGGAUGAACCAACACGGGAGUGGAGCGAUGAGCAGCUCAAAAGUGACGAUUUGCCCAAAAAAGACCUUAUAAAGUUCAUUCAGGACAAUGCAGCACACUCGUUCCUCAAUGAGCACAAGCUGCUGGGAAACAUCAAGAAUGUGGCGAAAACAGCAAAGAAAGAACAGCUGAUUAUUGCCUACAACCAGCUCUUUGAGAGCAAAAGGUUUAAAGGCACAGAACCAAUUGAGGAAGUGACCGAGCAGGUUAAAGCUGUGAAAAUUGAAGAAAAGCCCAAAGAGCCGACAGAGGUGGUGGACGAGGGUCCGCCCAAGUACACCAAGUCGGUGCUGAAGAAAGGCGACAAGACCAACUUUCCAAAGAAAGGCGAGAACGUGAGCUGCUGGUACACGGGCAGCUUGGAGGAUGGAACCGUCUUCGACACCAACAUACCCACAACGGCAAGAAAGAAGAAGCAAAGUAAACCACUGAGCUUCAAAGUUGGCCUGGGCAGGGUCAUCAGAGGGUGGGAUGAAGCCAUUUUGACAAUGAGCAAGGGUGAAACGGCUCGAGUGGAGAUUGAACCAGAGUGGGCCUACGGCAGGAAGGGUCUCCCCGACUCAAAAAUUCCUCCCAAUGCAAAGCUGAUCUUCGAGGUUGAGCUGGUGGCUGUGGAUUAAUAGGCAACUGCUGGCCAGCAUGCACUGCAUCUUAAGGGUGGAGGGGGAAAAAAAAUAUUCAACGGCCUUGCUGUAAAGAUUGAAGUUAAAAUCACUUUUUGAUUACACCGUUCUGUUCCUACUGUCUCCUUCAUCACUACAUUUACAAGAAACUAUGACCAGUUAUUUCAGCGUUUUAAGUUUUGGCCAAAAUGUGAUGGCUUGUCAAUAAUGUACAUAUGAGACACCCUGAAACCUUACUCUCUGCAUUUUCUUUUGUUCUUUUGCAUGUACAAUGUAAAUGAUAAAUAAACCUGUUUCAGAGA